AUGUCGCUCGGUGGUGGAGGACCCAUCGUCGACGCGGCAGGCGCGCUGCGCGGCUUUGUGCGGGAAGCGGGCGGGUGCGCGGUGGUGGACGGGGGCCUCGGCACGCAGCUGGAGGCGCACGGCACGGACCUGCACGACGCGCUCUGGAGCGCCAAGUGCCUCGCCUCCGCCCCGCAUCUCAUCCGCAAGGUGAAGCACCAGUCCACCACCGCGACGGCCGUUAAGCACCAGUACACCUACACGAUGCACAGAGGGUUCAUCUGGACUUACGUCGAAGCAGGCGCGGAUGUCAUAAUCUCGGCGCCCUACCAGGCCACGAUCGAGGGGUUCCAGUCGAGGGGCUACUCCCGGGACGAGAGCGAGGAGCUGCUGCGUCGUAGCGUCCACGUCGCGCAGGAGGCGCGCAGAGUCUUCGUGGAGGGCGACAGCCGCAGGUCGCGCGGCGAGCGCCCGCCGGUGCUGGUGGCGGCCUCCAUCGGGAGCUACGGGGCGUACCGGGCAGACGGCUCCGAGUACAGUGGGGAUUAUGGCAAAUCGGUCACGAAAGAAGCGCUCAAGAACUUCCACAGGAGGCGGCUGCAGGUGCUGGCAGGCGCGGGGCCCGACCUCAUCGCCUUCGAGACGAUCCCAAACAAGCUCGAAGCGCAGGCCUACGCUGAGCUCCUGGAGGAGAACGGCAUACGGAUCCCGUCCUGGUUCUCUUUCAGUUCCGAGGAUGGGGUUCACGCGGCGAGCGGAGACCCGAUCACCGAGUGCGCGGCCGUUGCUGAUUCCUGCCAGAGGAUGGCCGCGGUCGGAGUGAACUGCACUGCUCCCAGGCUCAUCCACGGUCUUAUUCUCUCCAUCAAAAAGGUGACGAGCAAGCCAAUCGUCGUGUAUCCGAACAGCGGGGAGACGUACAUCGCCGAGACGAACGAAUGGUUGGUGCGCUUCUUCGAUAACGUAGCCUUUGGCACCAACAGUUGUGACAACAAAAAAAACUUCGGGUUGGUCCUCACGCGUUGCAGCCUUGCAGGACUCGGACGGCGCGGCGGGAACGGACUUCGUGUCGAGCGUCGGCGAGUGGAGGUGGGCGGCCGCCGCGCUCAUCGGAGGGUGCUGAAGGACGAGAGCCCGGCCACGGUGCGGGCCAUUGCGCGGGCGGUGCGCGAGGCGGAUGCCGACGAAUACCAUGACAUCCCUGCUGUGGCCGUGCUCUAG
Molecule: messenger RNA, 1200 nt
Organism: Miscanthus lutarioriparius
Lineage: Eukaryota; Viridiplantae; Streptophyta; Magnoliopsida; Poales; Poaceae
Source: the annotation of a GenBank genome assembly